Phaedon cochleariae (mustard beetle) is the source of this 4140-nucleotide messenger RNA. Lineage: Eukaryota; Metazoa; Arthropoda; Insecta; Coleoptera; Chrysomelidae. The record is from the annotation of a GenBank genome assembly.
GAUGACGUUUGGCGUCGCGACGUUGGCGUCGCGACAAUCCUUUACGGCGAGAGGCCAUCAAGAAGCGUCCUUUUCGAUCAUCCAUUCCUUCGCGGCGCGUUAAAACUGCGGGGCAACCGUGAACCGACGCUAUUUCUGCCAUCGUCCGACAUCACAGGACAUUGCAGAGCAGGAGAGGACAGCCACACAGUCCACGGCAUGCAGCGCCCCUAGCGUCGAUCUCCCGCACUGAAACUCCACGAGAAUAGCCAGGCCAGAACAGAGAACGGCUCGGUGCGGGGCGAAGUGCGAGACUCCGAGUUGAGUUUGAGCAGUUUGAGUGCGUGCAGUGCUUGGGUGCGAUAAGGGCGCUACAGCUGCAGAUUAGCCGUUUCCGGAGACCCAUGUCAACCUGACAUCCACCUGGGGCGACCGCUACCUUGGGCCUGCCACAGAAAUCCCAGAAGACCAAGAUCACUUCACUCCACUCGGUCGGCCAUGCGCUGUGGCGAACUUAAAAUGCUAUAUUCCUAACUUCUAUGGAGCAUCAGUUCAUUGAUCUUGCAUCAGAAUAUGGCUACGAUAGACGGCCGUCCCGCACAAUAUGGAAUUUCCCUGAAACAGCUACGUGACCUUAUGGAACAUAGGGGACCCGAUGGAAUAGCCAAAAUAAAUGAAUUAGGGGGAACACAAGAAAUAUGUAAAAAAUUAUAUACAUCGCCUAGUGAAGGACUUAGUGGAUCACAAGUAGACCUCGAACAUAGAAGAGAAACAUUUGGAUCAAAUUCAAUUCCGCCAAAGCCACCAAAAACAUUUGCGCAAUUAGUAUGGGAAGCUUUACAGGACAUAACCCUUAUUAUUCUAGAAGUAGCAGCCAUAGUGUCUUUGUUGCUUUCCUUUUAUCAACCCCCUGCGGAAGAAACAGUAUUUGACGAUGACGAAACGAGUCAUGGGUGGAUAGAAGGUCUAGCUAUUUUAAUUUCAGUUAUAGUAGUAGUAUUUGUAACAGCCUUUAAUGAUUAUACGAAAGAAAGACAAUUUAGAGGGUUACAGAAUCGAAUAGAAGGAGAACAUAAAUUUUCCGUGAUUAGACAAGGAGAACUUAAACAAAUCUCUGUCAGUGAUAUAGUUGUAGGUGAUAUUUGCCAAAUCAAAUAUGGUGAUCUUUUACCAGCUGACGGCGUUCUCAUACAGUCAAAUGACUUGAAAAUAGACGAGUCGUCUUUGACAGGUGAGUCCGACCACGUGAAGAAGGGCGAGCUGUUCGACCCGAUGGUGCUGUCCGGCACUCACGUGAUGGAGGGCUCCGGCAAAAUGCUCGUCGCGGCCGUCGGCGUCAACUCGCAGGCCGGCAUCAUCUUCACCCUGCUGGGCGCCGCGGUCGACCAGCAGGAGCAGGAGAUCAAGAAGAUGAAGAAAGAAGCUAAAAAGCAGCGGAAGAAGAAAAGUUUAACAGAUGAAGAAAAUGUAACCGGCAACAGUCACAUGAACUCACCUGCCCCAGUAGCUAACAAGCACGAGCAGCAAGAUGGCAAAGAAAAUCAUGUGCAUGUGGAGAAGCCAGCAUCGGAAAGUCACAAGAAGGAAAAAUCCGUUCUACAAGCCAAACUCACGAAACUGGCUAUUCAGAUCGGUUAUGCCGGUUCGACGAUAGCUGUUCUGACCGUUGUCAUUCUGGUCAUACAGUUCUGUAUCAGUAAGUUCGUAAUUGAACAUCAAGAAUGGAGGAACUCUUAUGCCAACGAAAUGGUACGUCACCUCAUUAUCGGUGUAACGGUACUUGUCGUUGCUGUGCCUGAAGGAUUACCCUUAGCUGUUACUCUAUCUUUAGCUUAUAGUGUUAAGAAAAUGAUGAAAGACAACAACUUGGUUAGGCAUUUGGAUGCCUGUGAAACUAUGGGUAAUGCAACGGCAAUCUGUUCAGACAAAACGGGUACUCUAACAACAAAUCGUAUGACAGUUGUUCAAUCUUACAUUUGCGAACAACUUUGUAAAACCAUGCCUAGAUUUUCAGACAUACCAGCACAUGUCGGCAACCUCAUCCUUCAAGGAAUUGCUGUGAAUUGUGCAUACACGUCACGAAUCAUGCCACCGGAUGAUGGUGGAGAACUAAUGAAACAAGUUGGUAACAAAACAGAGUGCGCUCUGCUGGGCUUUGUUGCCGGUCUCGGAAAGAGCUUUCAGACGAUAAGAGACGACAUUCCUGAGGAAGUCUUCACCCGCGUCUAUACUUUCAAUUCGGUGAGGAAAUCCAUGAGUACCGUCAUACCCAGACAGGAGGGCGGGUACAGGUUAUUCACGAAAGGAGCCUCCGAAAUCAUAUUGGGCAAGUGUUCCUUCAUCUACGGCCACGAUGGCCGUUUGGAGCCCUUCACUGCUGACAUGCAGCAACGGCUGCUUAAGCAGGUCAUCGAACCCAUGGCUUCUGACGCUCUCAGAACCAUCUGUAUCGCUUACAGGGAUUUCGUGCCCGGUAAAGCGGAAAUAAACCAGGUCCAUAUAGAUAACGAUCCGAAAUGGGACGAAGAAGAGAACAUCGUAUGCAACUUGACUUGUCUGUGCGUGGUUGGUAUCGAGGAUCCAGUCAGACCCGAAGUACCUGACGCUAUCAGGAAAUGUCAGAAGGCUGGCAUCACCGUGAGAAUGGUGACUGGUGAUAACCUGGACACGGCCAGAUCGAUAGCUACGAAGUGCGGUAUCGUCAAACCUAAUGAGGACUUCUUAAUCUUAGAAGGCAAAGACUUCAACACCAGGAUAAGAGAUAGUAAUGGAGAUGUCCAACAACACCUUCUCGACAAAGUCUGGCCUAGAUUACGCGUACUUGCCAGAUCAUCCCCAACUGACAAGUUCACCCUUGUAAAAGGAAUAAUCGACAGUAAAAUAAGUGACAACAGGGAAGUUGUUGCUGUAACUGGUGAUGGUACAAACGAUGGUCCUGCAUUGAAGAAAGCUGACGUUGGUUUUGCAAUGGGUAUUGCUGGUACCGACGUAGCGAAAGAAGCUUCUGAUAUUAUUUUGACUGAUGACAAUUUCAGUAGUAUUGUAAAGGCUGUUAUGUGGGGUAGAAAUGUUUAUGACAGUAUAGCUAAAUUUUUACAGUUCCAGCUUACUGUCAAUGUUGUUGCUGUUAUUGUAGCUUUUAUUGGUGCUUGUGCUGUCCAAGACAGUCCACUAAAGGCCGUACAAAUGUUAUGGGUAAACUUGAUUAUGGACACAUUAGCUUCCCUUGCUUUGGCUACAGAAAUGCCGACUGGAGAUUUGCUUCUCAGGAAACCCUAUGGCAGAACAAAACCCCUAAUCUCCAAGACAAUGAUGAAGAACAUCUUGGGGCAAGCAGUCUACCAGUUGACUGUUAUCUUUGCAUUACUUUUCGUUGGUGACCGAUUCCUCGAUAUUGAAUCUGGAAGAGGAAUAGCCGGCCAUGGACCAUCUCAGCACUUCACCGUUAUAUUCAAUUCCUUCGUUAUGAUGACAUUGUUCAACGAGUUCAAUGCGAGGAAGAUCCACGGUCAACGUAACGUCUUCCAAGGAAUCUUCACUAAUCCUAUCUUCUAUUCGAUCUGGGUCGGAACAUGUGUAUCACAGGUUUUGAUCAUCCAGUACGGCAAGAUGGCGUUCUCCACGAAGAGUUUGACCUUGGAGCAGUGGCUGUGGUGUCUCUUCUUUGGCAUGGGAACCCUCGUCUGGGGACAGCUCGUCACCACACUACCAACGAGGAAAAUGCCGAAGAUCCUUUCGUGGGGUCGGGGUCAUCCUGAUGAGACCACUAUCAACAUCGGGGACGAGGGGCUCGACCUCGAUUCUGACAAGAAACCGCGCGCAGGUCAGAUUCUGUGGAUCAGGGGCCUGACCAGAUUGCAAACGCAGGUGAUAGGUGGUGAAUUACAAGAACGUUUGAUUCCAGUUCCAUACAGCAAGAGUUCGACUGAUCAAGCUAUCCGAGUAGUUAACGCUUUCCGACAGGGCCUAGACGCUCGAUAUGGCGAACACAGCAACACCUCCUUAGCAGAGGUACUCCGCAAACAGACAUCCCUUUCUUCUAAAAGGUUGUCGCAAACUUCUUCUAUCGAAUAUGCCGAUAACAUCCAAGACGAAUUGACGAUACCGGAGAUAGAUGUAGAGCGAUUGUCCUCCCACAGCCAUACAGAGACAGCGGUUUAG